This is a messenger RNA of Acanthopagrus latus (yellowfin seabream), 3477 nucleotides long. It is a transcript of the gene dram1, whose product is annotated as DNA-damage regulated autophagy modulator 1. The record is from RefSeq and is a predicted model, not a curated record. The coding region runs from base 470 to 1180 and encodes 236 amino acids. Gene Ontology annotation, biological process: regulation of autophagy. The transcript has 7 exons. Gene Ontology annotation, cellular component: lysosome. NCBI's taxonomy places the organism in Eukaryota, Metazoa, Chordata, Actinopteri, Spariformes, Sparidae.
UUCUGCACAGGGUUAUUUCACAGAUGACGAUUCACAGCUGAGGUGCAGAUUUCCGAUCAAAAGUCUUUUCAGUGUAAACAGGAACUACUUUUACAGCUUUCUGUGGUAUUUCCACUCAUGUAACAGUAACACACAUGACAACACACCCUCCCUGCGACUCAUCCAGCCAAUCUUCGAGGAAGAUAAGAGAAGUUGGGUCUUCCAGCAAAAAAGACACACAGUGAGUUUUAAGGGAACGAUGGGGCGCUGGAAGGUUUCAGUUGCGUAGCCCGGCCCACAGGGCGCGUUUUGGGGAAGAGGUAACUGUAUACAGUAUGUUGUCAAACUUGGCUCACACCACCAUGUGACUGUCGGUAACAGACCUCAGCAGACUCGGCCCCUGAUCCCGGAGCAGCUUUUAAAACAACUCAGCUUCUUCUCGUGCGUCCGCGUCUCUCUGGAAGCGCCGCGUAAAAGGACCCGUGCCAAGAUGUUCUGGUUCAAGCAAGGACUCUGCUUUCUGCCCGUGUUCCUCGUCAUCUGGUCCUCCAGCACGUUCAUUGUUUCCUACAUCAUUGCGCUUUUCAGGCGAGAUGUGGACGUUAUCUUUCCAUACAUCAGUGACACAGGUGCAACGCCCCCAGAGAGCUGCAUUUUCGGCCUGAUGACGUUCAUUUCUGCAUGUGCAGGGAUUGCCACCAUUUAUGCGAGGUACAAGUACGUGGAGAAGCUGAGCGAGCAGACAGCAGAGGUGGGCCAGUGGCUCAAUGAAGCCGCUCUUGUGUUUGGGCAGCUGUCCUGUCUGGGCAUGCUCGUCGUUGCAACCUUCCAGGAAACUACAGUGCCAGCAGUCCACGAUGUAGGAGCUGUGACCUUCUUCGUCUCUGGGAUCGUUUACACAAUCCUCCAGUCUGUGAUAUCAUACCGUGCCUAUCCGUUCGGGUCCACCAUGGGCGUGUGUCGAGCACGUUUGGGUAUGGCAGUCCUCGCUACUGUGGCCUUCAUCCCCACUGCUGUCUGUGCGGCCUUCGUGAGACAAAGCAUACUGCACAGACACAAAGACGACCAGGACUAUCCCUUCCACUUAGCCAGUGCAGUGUGCGAGUGGAUCGCCGCCUUCAGCUUCAUCUGCUUCUUCCUCACGUACAUUGACGACUUCAAACUCUUUACCUUACGAGUGAGUACAGAAUACCAGCAGUAGUCGUGGUCAGUCUCCGGCUCGUCAGUGAUUUUUGUAUGAAUAUCAGUAUUUUUAAAGAUUAAGAAUGUGCCGCAUUUAUUUUUGAACGACGAAUGCUCUUACGUUUUGUUUUUCUAGUAUUUUACACUGCAAGGCUUCGAUAAGACUUUUGUAUCACAUGACUGAAAUCAUUAGUAGAACGUUCUAGGUACUUUUUUUGUAAAGUUAUUUAUAAUAGGCUGUCUUUCAGGUGACGUGGUAGAAUGCCGCCCGCAGCCUGUAUAUCAUUACACUUUUUAUACGACGUCGGUCAUUUUAUAAGUGUACUUAUUGCUACUGGUGUUCAGUAAAACUUUGCACUUUGCUCUCGACUGUUGUUGCCACAGCGGCGUGACACAUCCUGUCAGAGCUGAGACUACUAAUAAGAGAAGUUCAUCACACAGUCAGCACAUGAUCACUGUGCUUGUGGUUUAAGGGGGACUAUCACAUAUUAAAUCACAAGUUUGUCCGUGGGAACGUGGCGAAUAGUCAGGACUGGUGUUCUGUGAGGAAACCUUCGGGUGAUACUGUAUAUGUGGGUGCUCAUUUAAUGCUGAGAAGUGACACCAGAUAUUCAAAUGCUGCCACUUCCUUAAACAAAGUGUUCAUGUCACUUGUUGUUUUUGUUUUUUUUAAUUGUGCCUUCUUCAAAUAGCUCGACUGCUGUGAGAAGAAAUUAUGUAGACAAACUCGUUAUGUGGUUCUACCGUGCAGCUAUGGAUGUGAAUGUGCAAGCGUCUGCAGCCCGUAGACGUAGAAAGGGAAUUACGCUAAUCAGUUUAUUAGUUUGUUUGUUACAAAUUGAAUUUCAGGCAGAGUUAUCCUUUGCCUUAAAGCAGCGGUUCACAACUUUUUGGCUUGGGUCAUCACAGGUUAGAGUGGACAUGACAGAGUGACCUUUAAGGGACCCGAAGAUGCAAAGGUUGUAUCAUUUUACAAGUGUAAGAAUACUUACUGUAAAAGUAAUAAAAUGCUGUGUGAAAGUAAAAACGAUCCCCCUCGGGGACGUUUCUACCAGCCACUUCUGUGCAAACUAAGCUAACUGAACCUAACGUCACGUUAAUAUAACUCAAAGACGAUUAAACUUAAAGGUAGAAUCAGUUGGAAUUGACCGCGUUGUUCCUGAACGCACCAGAAGGAUACCUGAUGGCAGUAAAAGUAAAAAGUUGCCUGAGAAUAUACCCAAGUAAAGGACGGAUAGCAGAAAAUUCCAGUUCAGUACUGUAACUCUGAAAACACAUUUUUUGUUUAACAGAAAUAUAUUUGAAUGUCUUUCUUAUCUCUUAAUACUUCUAAACCUUCAGAUUUUUACUGAUCAUCAAGCGCAAGGUUUGUAAAUCGCAAAAGUACACGUAACGUCACUUGGGACACUAGACAAACCAAAGGCACCAGGGUUGAGACUAUGAAGCCGUCUGAGACAAUAAAAUAAAAUCUCAACACACGGGGGGAAAAAAACCCUGAAAUACCGAAAACUCUCAGGCUGCUUAAGAUCAUUUUAGUAACCUUUCAGCAUAUUCUUGUCAGUGCUGAGAGAGAAAGCAUCGUACAUUCUGAGAAAAGAGGUCAGUUUUUGUGUCAUAAUUGCAAUUGUAAGAUCACUAUUACAUUUGAGUAUCAGUAUACUUUUGAGACAUUCCCUCUCAGAUCUUGUCUAUAAUGGGUGAUGAGUGGUAGACGGGACAAAGAAAAGGGCACUCCAAAGACAGUAUCCUGUGCUGUAAUGUGCAAGAGGACAGAAGGGAAGUCACAUGAACACAAAUUAUUAACCUGUUUACUACAAAUACUGUAUUUACAAGGGAAAGUACUGUUUAAAGCAAAUGACUUUGUAUAGAUAUGGUUUUGCUCCUGACAUCAAUGUACUGUACAGAUGAGAUACAAACUCCAAAAUAAAGACACUUUUUUUUAUAAAGCAAACUGUUUGAGUGUUUAUUUCAGACCCAAAACUUCAUUCUUUAGUAAACAAAGUGCUGUCGGGACUUCUCCACACUCAUCUUUCACAGUCAUUAUAGUGUGUUAUCCAUUCAAUAUCAAUCUCAUGACUACAAUAUUUCAUUCAUGCUAAAGCAUUCUGACUUAGCUAGUUUCUAGUUUAGUCACAAGUCACACUGCUGUAAUGAUAAGGAGCCUAAUGAAAACUAACAUAAUCUCACACACACAACAAAAAACCCUGUUGUUUACAUUUUUCUGACAAGUGGCGUUCAUCAUCUGAUUUUUCUCUCUUAGUGCAAGUUUGUUUACUCCUCAUUCCAGCAGUAGCUCUUGUGCAAUUUUCAGGAAUU